AUGGAUUAACAUCAUUCUAAAUCUUUUGGAGUUUUCAAUUAAUUGAACUGUCAACUUUUUAAACCAAAACCUCAUUCUUUCAGACUUUAAAUUGGUAAUUAAUCUCUUUAAGUUCUAAGGUUCAUUGCCUAAUGAAAUACCACAAAUCCUAAAAUAAGCUUUAGUUACUCCAUCUACAAAUGAUAAUGAUUCAAAGUAUUAAUUUUCAUAACUUAGUCACUCACCCUCUCCAUAAUUAAGGGCUUUUAAAUCCUACAGAGUCUCCACUGAAAUGUUAAAUGAAUCUCCGAUAGAUUAGAUAUAAUUAAUUAUAAGAGAAAACGAGAACUUGAAAAAAUCAUUGAACCAAAAAUAGAAGAUUAUUGAUAAUUUGACUCGAUCUCAAAAAACAAAAAUUAGAUUAGAUUUCAAUGAUUUGAAAAAGAAUUCAAGAUCUCAUAUUUAACCUCAAAGUUAAUAGGAUGCCAAUAAACCAAAGUUAAUUGAAGUAAAGUAAUCCAUCUCUUAAAAUUAUAAUAAACGAACUAAAUUACCUAGAAUUGAUGAUCCUAUUCCAAAAGAUGAUGAUUGUAAUUUCACUUUUGCUAAUAAUUUUUUCAACAACAACAAUGUCACAUGUCAACAUCAAAAGUUUAAUUUUAAAUAAGUGUUUGCCUAAUCUCAUUUGAAGAAGAAAUUUUUUACUUGA
Paramecium pentaurelia is the source of this 688-nucleotide messenger RNA. NCBI's taxonomy places the organism in Eukaryota, Ciliophora, Oligohymenophorea, Peniculida, Parameciidae. The record is from the annotation of a GenBank genome assembly.